Paramuricea clavata is the source of this 4529-nucleotide messenger RNA. The record is from the annotation of a GenBank genome assembly. Lineage: Eukaryota; Metazoa; Cnidaria; Anthozoa; Malacalcyonacea; Plexauridae.
GUUCUUUCAGGGGCACGCCAUGUGUCGUUCUUUUCUAUACAGUUCGUCAGCGUCAACAUGGUAAGAUAUUCAACGUGUAAAAUACGGGGUUUUUUUACUAAUUUUGCCAUAAUGUUUCACUAAAACAUAUUUUUACUAUACUAUAGAGUGUAUGGCUUUAAACUGUCACACUUUAUUACGUGGAAUUUUCGUAUUAGCGAUUGAAAUUAGUUUGUAAGAGAUUUUAAAAAUAGCAAAAUAAUUGGGCCUGGGUUCGAGUCGUUCGAUUUUACAUUUGUGCUUCCAAGAAAUAAAAAUUGCUAAAAUUUAAUAAAUUGACUGCUGAAUUUUUGUAUCUUCACUUAAGCAGGAUCUGACCGAGUCUGAAAUAGCAGUUGGAUGUUAAGUUUUUCCAACUGGUCAUCAACCUGACUGGAAAGUUUGGAAAUUGCACACCCAAGAUUUAACAAAUUAAUAGUAAAUAUAUUGAAAGCAUCAAACUUGUGUGCUCAAUAUUUCCGUUGUGCAAUACAAACUUUCCACACCAGGUUAUCGGUAUCAAUGUUGACCAGUUAGUUGAUUGACCGCUUUUGUUGAUUUUCAUUGAUUGCAAAUGCUGGGUUAAGACAAUGUUUAACCAACAACUGUGUCUGUGCUUCCUACAGAGAAUGCACAAUUGCAAAAUUUAAAAGCUUACAGUAAUAGCAUAAAAUAUAUUUGUUAAAUAUUUACAUGAUUUACCCAAAGAAUGCCAGGACAUAAAAUGACACCUAAACACUGUCUGACCAAAUUUGGAAGUUUUGUAUCUAAAUUCCAUUUUAGUCAGACAUUCCAAACUCUUUUACUGUUAUUUCUCCCCUUGUCAAGUAAAAUCAGUGUUAGACAGAGUAUUACAGGGUUCGAGAUUGGCUGUAUCCUUGAUGAUACCAGUUUUCAAUUUUGGAUACCAGAUGUUAAAACCUUGGUAUCCUAACUGGAUACCAGGAAAUUCUUGCCUAAAUAUCAAUUGUUGAACAUUACUUAUAAACUUUAUCAAAGGGAAUCACAAAUAUAUACAUAAUUUUACAGAUAAUGUUUGAAACGCUCGUAAACUUUGAGCAGCGAAUGCUAAAAUUACUUUGACUACUUUGCUUCAAAUUUCACUUCCAUUAGCUAAUCACUGAGAGCCUGAAACACCCGCAAAUUCACCUGAAAUUGGCGGGCGUUUUCAUUAUCAGGCUACAUUUCCACUUUCGCAUUCUAGCUUCUCUGUUUUGAUCUCGAAGCACAUGUUCGAAUACCAAAUUUAAAGUGACAAUAAAAUUACAAUCAGACUUUGGAGGAUUUCAUAUUUAGCUAUUUUAGUUAUUAUAGCAAUUUAAUAGUUUGAUGAAGAACAGAGGAAAUUUAUAAUAAUACUGUAUGUUUAUUUAUAUAGUUAAGGUUGUAAAGGGAUAUAUUUAGAAAUAAUGCAUAUCUAUUGUACUUUGUAACUAAUUACUUUAUCAAUGUUCUCUGUACCCUGUAGUGAACUAAAAGUAAAGAAUACCUAAUGGCUUGUGUGUGUAUAUGUGUUUCAAAGUUUUCAAUAUUCGAUAUCAUGAUUCUACCAUUAAUAUUCUUAUAUUAACAUUGUUUUCUUACUUGUAUUUUUAUACCUCUGUAAGUUUUAUGUCUGUGUGUUAUUUAUAGACUUAAUUAAAAAACGGUUUUUCGUUUUUUUCCGCUUUUUUCAUGACGGUUUUCGGUUUUGAUUUUUCUCAAGAACUGCCCCAGCCUAGUCAUUAGACUGCCUUGCAACAGUGGCAGACACUUCGCAAAAUGUUGUAGGGGCAAAUUAGAUUGCCAAUAUGUGCUACCUUUUGUAGCUGGAGGUGUUAAUUGUUUAAACUUUGUUGCCUUAAAUUUCAUGCAAUAAAUGGCUUAAAUUAUAGCCAACCAACACUUUCAUGGUUGAAAAUUAUUGUUACAGCUUCAGUCCUCGAAAUUAGCAUAAAUCCUCAUUGGCAAUUAUUUUAGAUAUUUUAGAGUUCUUUAAAAAGUUAAAUGGCAUUUUUUUGCUUCUCAAACUUAAAAAAAAUAGAAGAUAUACAGUAUUUACUGCCUGUGCAUGCUCACAACAUCGUCCCAAAAUUGUUUGUAACAAUAUUAUAAAGGAACUACACAACAUGACUUGCUUGUGGCCAGCAGAGUGUAUAUGUUUGUAUGAAAUUACAUGAAGUAUUAACAAAAAAUAUAUAUGGACACAGUAGAGACAUACAGAGACGUAACUAGUGUACCCACUUUUUUUGUGCGCAUGCUCGGCAAGUUACUAGAUGCAUGCAUCUGAUUGGAUGACGACCUGAUGACUCACUUUAAACUUCCUGAGCACGCGUAGUCGAUCAUUUAUCGCCUGGUCGCCUGAAAAAAGUGGGUACAUGAUAACGUAAUCUUCAGAAGUGUUUAUGACGGUCAGUUACGUCUCUGUAUGUUAGAGACAUAUGAUAUGGACUUUGAAAUAUAGCCAGAAAAUAAAAAAGACAAAGGUUUAAAUGUUUGCAGAAGUAACUUCCCGAAUUCUCUGUAAACACAGGAACAAGCAACUAAAGAGAAUUCUCACUAUAGUCAUUUAAUAAAAUAUAGCAGCAAAGCUUUUAGAAGAAUCGAUCGAAUAAAGAAAAUAAUAACAAAAAUAGCUUUGAUGGCAAAAUAUUGCCAUUGAUAAGUUCAUUUUCGGCGGCAAUUGCUAUUUGCCGUCGCUAAUUUCGAGCACUGCAGCUGGUUAUAAAGUUAUUCAGCUAUUAUUCUAAGGCUUUCAGUGUUUGAAGUCUGUCACCAGUAUUGUUUUGUGUGGCUGAAAAUUCAUGUUCUACAAAAAUCAUUUAAUUUGUUUUCCUGCUGUUUUUUUGUAAAUAAUUAUAGACUUCCAAAAGACGUAACAAUGGUCGUUCUAAAAAGGGAAGAGGACAUGUACGGUUCAUCAGAUGUACCAACUGUGCUCGAGCAGUGCCAAAAGAUAAGGCCAUAAAGAAGUUUGUGAUAAGAAAUAUGGUUGAAGCUGCAGCUGUUAGAGACAUCUCUGAGGCCAGUGCAUAUGACAGUAAGUUCCAGUUUUUUCAGCUGCUGACUAAGGACAUGACACUGAUUUGAAAACAAAAUGGGAUUGAUUGGUUAAAUUGCAAUUGCAUGGUUAGAUUUUUGCAUUAACAUUAUUUAAAUUAUUGAAAAGACCAUGAAGUAAAGUUAGUAAACUUUAAGGCAAAGGUGGCUUAAAAUGUUGAACAACAGUUUAAGUUAAAAAAUGAUAAUAUUUCCCCAACAGAAACCUUUACUUGUGCUACCUAGCUGCAAUCAGCCCUGGUAGAAAUAAUUGUCUCCACUUGUGUACAUGCUAUGGAAAUGACCAUGAUUAAAAUUCCCUAUAUCAAUAUUUGCAUGUAUUCUUGAUAUCCCCUGUUGCAUCAUAUUGCCACAGUAAUGUUUGUGCAUGUAAAUGUAAUGGGCAGGUGUACAGCAAUAUGCAGAAGCACUAAAUUAUGGUAUAUAUAAUCAUUGUGUUGUUUUUAAAAAAGUGGCUUUUAAAAAAAUUAUGGUAUGCUCAACUUGUUUUUGUCUUCUCUGUAGUGUAUGCUCUACCAAAGUUGUAUGUGAAGCUUAGUUAUUGUGUCAGCUGCGCAAUCCAUUCUAAGGUUGUAAGGAAUCGUUCAAGAGCUGAGCGCAAAAUAAGAACACCACCACCAAGGUUCAGACCAAGAGUAAGUAAAUGCAAUUGUUUUGAAAAAAUGCCUGAAUGUGUGGUUACAGAAAAGUUGUCUUUACCCCAUUAGUCAUUUACCGUACUUUCUCUUUAAGGCCCCGUUUACACUAUACCGGAUUGCUAUCGGAGUGGGUCAAAUUUUGUAGGUAUCGAAAGGCUGUGAAGUUUUUUAAUCUCAGAGACCCAAAUAAACAUGCCAAAUCUGUCAAACUAUUAAGCAUUUGCUACUAACCAUUGCUCCAUAACGGCAAAAGAAGAUGUCGUGACCAGCGGAUCCGGUAUAGUGUAAACAGGGCCUAAUUCUUAAACAAUUUCACCCUUGUUAUCUUUUUGACAUGAACAAACCUUGAUUGCUCAUAUACAUGGCCACAGUAACCUGGUGCACUCUACAUUUCUUGGUGUUGCUAUAACACCAUAAUGAUGUAAAUCUUUGCGACUCGCAUUUGCGUCGCACUGUAACGAUUUUCAUGCAUGCACUAGCGAAGUAAAAAUUCAGAAUGUGACUUUAUUCCUCUAUGUCUAAUACCAAAUAAUUUGAUUUGUCUUUGGGUCCGUUGUUGGGCAGAAAGUCUUUUCUAUAUUUUGUAGGUUUUGUACUUCUGUUUGAUAAUGAAUGGGAUUUUAUUCAGCUAUUCAUUUCAAAAAUAAUUGCUACAAUAGUGUCUGAAUACAUAUUAGUGUUACUGAUUUUCUAUAUUUAUGUUCUUUCUCGUAUUAGACCGACAAUACUGGCCCUCCUCGUCCUGCUGGUGGAGGUCCUGGAAGAACUCCGGGUGUACCUGCGACUACUGCAUGAAAACUACAUACAUCUUCGUCCAAAAUGAGAAGAAAUAAA